AUGCCAGAUGUUCCAAGCGGUUGUCCGAGCGCAAAGCAAUUCUCCAAUUACCUUCAUGAAAGAGUCAGGGAGUGCAUUUUGAGGUACAUGAGCAAGAAAGAAACUGCGACACAUCUACUUGAUCGAUAUCAAAUCGCAUACGGAUUCACAGUGCUAGCUUGGUGUAAUAUUGAAAGAUCGAAUCAAGAGUUCUUCAAAACGUAUUUUGAAGACGGUGUACCAAAUGCAAAAGCUCGUGCUAAAAUGGGAAAAGUAACCGCUCUUAAUCAAAUAGAAGAAGAUACUGGAUCUUGUAAGACUACUCCAAAUUCGCCACCAAAGGGAGAUUCAAAUAAGGCACCGAGUUUGUCCUCUGAUAAAAGGGCCAGGGAGAAAGAGCAACAACUAAUUGAGACUGUUCGAAACAUCUUAUCAAAAGUGCCUCAAGAAGAUGCUAAUGCACAUGAUGGUAAUCCCAAAGUCAUUGUGGAGCAGAGUUCAAUUAAAGCAGGAGAGUCACAACAAGCUCGACAGAAACAAACGCUUCAAGCCACUCGGCAGCAGCAGCUAACUUUUCCCACAGCCGAAUAUUGGAACAAGCUUUUGACUAGUUUAGGUCGGAUCCAGAGUAAUACAGACCAGAUAGUUAAACUAAUGACUGAUGCACCACCACAUUCUUCUGCUGCGGGAUCCUUCAAGAGACAGAGAGUUGAGCCGGAGAAAGAGGGAAGUGAAGCAAAAAAGCUGCAAGAUCAGAACAUUCAACUACAAGAAGGAAAAUCUCGGGGAAACAAGGCUGCAAAGAUAGAUUAG
This is a messenger RNA of Eruca vesicaria subsp. sativa (arugula), 792 nucleotides long. The record is from the annotation of a GenBank genome assembly. NCBI's taxonomy places the organism in Eukaryota, Viridiplantae, Streptophyta, Magnoliopsida, Brassicales, Brassicaceae.